This is a messenger RNA of Halteromyces radiatus, 1353 nucleotides long. Its product is annotated as Rho GTPase activation protein. Bases 65 to 1243 code for a protein of 392 amino acids. Gene Ontology annotation, molecular function: GTPase activator activity. The transcript has 3 exons. NCBI's taxonomy places the organism in Eukaryota, Fungi, Mucoromycota, Mucoromycetes, Mucorales, Cunninghamellaceae. Gene Ontology annotation, biological process: signal transduction; activation of GTPase activity. The record is from RefSeq and is a predicted model, not a curated record.
UUUUUUUUUCUUUUCUUCUCUUCUCUUCUGUUUUCCUUUUAUUUUUAUUUUUUUUUUAAAUGUCAUGAAAGCUCGUGAUACUAUUCAAAUUGAAAAGAAACGACAAAAGAAUCCUUUAGCCUUCCUUUUUCGACAUAAACCUUAUUUCCUUUGUGGUGGUAGUUAUAAACCAGAAGUUCCUUUUAGUAUCACUGGUAUCUUUGGUGCACCUUUGGAAUGUGCUGCUCAAUGUGGUACAUUAACACCUUAUGGUUUAUCAGUACCAGAUCCAGUCAAUCGUUGCUUUACAGAAAUAUUGGCAAGAGGAUUACGUGUAGAAGGAUUAUUUCGACUCUCAGGUGCAGCUAUGGAAGUGGAUCAACUUCAACAACAAUUCGAUCAACCUCCCACUUAUGGAAAAUAUUUGGAUCUGACCAAUAACGAUAUUCAUGCCAUUACAAGUGUUGUUAAGAAGUACUUGCGUCAUUUACCAGAUCCUGUUAUUCCUAUUGCUUAUCAUGAACCAUUUUUACAAUUACAUGCCAAUUGGACAGAAAAUGAUCGUGGUUUAGUUUAUGAAUGGGCCAAGAUGAUCAAGAAUGAUUUUCCAACAACUCAUUAUCACGUCAUGCAUUAUAUUAUUUUGGUGGUAUCAUGGGUUCAACAUUAUCAACAUUUAAAUUUGAUGAAUCCAGAAGCUCUUGCUGUGGUAUUGGCACCUAUUUGUUCCGGAUUAGAAAAAAAUGUCAAUUUAGGGAAAUAUGAUAACAAACGACAACAACAACAAUUAUUGGGAAGUGUGGAUGAAGUGAUGGCUGCCAACUCUAGAUGGACAACAGUAUGGACUUUAUUAAUUCAACAUCAUGAUAUAUUAUUAGAUCAUUGGCGACCAUCUAAUACUCCUGAUAUCAUCCAUUCUGGUUUAUGGCAACGACAUUCAAUACCUACAAUAAUGAUGGAAUCUGAUACACCUUGGACUCAAUCAACAAUCACAGUACCAGAAGAGGAUUUAUUGGAUAACUCAUCAAAAACAAGUGGAGAUGAUCGAUAUGGAGUGAUUGUCAUGCGAAAAGGCUAUAGAGGACGACAUAUACCUGGUGUAGCAAAAGAUGAUGAACAUAUCUAUAAUGAUACCCCUUUACCACCAUUACCUAUUCCAGAAUAUCAUCCUGAACAAGAAAAGAAGAAACGUCAUUUUUUAUUACGAAGACCAAAAUCUAUUGCCUCUCUUCAACCACGUAUCAAAACAUCUAGUUUAUUCUGAUUUUUUUUAUUUAUUUCUGUACAUUGUUUUUUUUUUAUUUAAUAUAUUUUUACUUGUAUUACCUUUUUUGUUUGUGAUGAAAUAAAGUUUUUUUCUUCUAAUGACAAAAA